Molecule: messenger RNA, 1657 nt
Organism: Nicrophorus vespilloides
Lineage: Eukaryota; Metazoa; Arthropoda; Insecta; Coleoptera; Silphidae
Gene: Nmnat
Product: nicotinamide/nicotinic acid mononucleotide adenylyltransferase 3
Exons: 6
Coding region: 107-1264 (385 amino acids)
Biological process (GO): NAD+ biosynthetic process
Molecular function (GO): nicotinate-nucleotide adenylyltransferase activity; nicotinamide-nucleotide adenylyltransferase activity
Source: RefSeq, a predicted model, not a curated record
AUAAGUUAUUUGAUGUUAGCUGUCAUUGGCUGUCACUUUGAUAUUGGAGUGCAUAACCAUCAAAUGUUGGGUCGAGAAUUAAUCGCUUUGGAACAUUCUAAAAACAAUGACAUUAAACAAAGUUGUGCUGCUGGCAUGUGGGUCCUUCAACCCACCCACAAACAUGCAUUUGCGAAUGUUCGAAAUUGCCAAAGACCAUUUACACCGAAUGGGUCAGUGUUUGGUCGUCGGUGGUCUCAUGUCACCUGUGCAUGAUGCAUAUGGAAAAGCAGGACUGGUUUCCUCUACACACAGAUUGGCAAUGCUGAAAAUGGCUUUGGGCACAGAUCAUUGGAUCAAGGUGUCCGAUUGGGAAACAAACCAGGAGUCUUGGACCAGGACUAGACCUACAAUUGAAUACCAUCAAAAUCAUAUCAAUUCAAUAUUGUAUGGUACCAAUGGAAAUGGUGAUGAGUUUUUCCAGAAUUCAAUCAAUUCUGGGCCUGUGCAAGUGAAAUUGCUUUGCGGCGCCGAUUUAUUAGAGUCUUUUGGUACGCCAGGAUUAUGGUCUGAUGAUGAUAUUGAAGCUAUUGUGGGACAGCAUGGAUUGGUUGUUAUCACCAGAGAGAAUUGUAAUCCUCUCAAGUUCAUUUACAAUUCCGAUAUUCUGACGAAAUACAUGUCGAAUAUUACCAUAGUGACGGAGUGGAUAACAAACGAAGUGAGCUCGACGAAAAUCCGACGGGCGUUGAGAAGAUCAGAAUCGGUUCGGUAUUUGAUGCCGGACAACGUGAUCGAUUAUAUAAAGAACAAUGGUCUUUAUGGUUCUAGCAACAAAAAUAAGUACUUGUCGCCCCUGAAUCCUCUCUAUAAUAACUCCAAUUUCCUGACACCCUCUCCCACAGAUGUCUCAAUGGACAGUCCCAGUCCGACGUCCCGCUGUCUGAGUCUGUGCAACAAUAAUUUGUUUUCUCAGCCUGAGUCGAUUGAUGUGCCGGACAUUGGUGUCGUAGGGAAAAACCAGCAGAAUCUGUCGAAACAUCCCGGUCAGGCCGUCAAAAUUGUGACGGCGAACACCGGACGGCACACGAUCAUCCCCAACGGCGACAAGGUAAACAACCGCCAGCUGAAAGGUUCCACCAGUUGCGCGGAUAUUCAGAACACUGAACAUCGCACCAAGUCUGUCGAGAGUUUAGAAUGCAAGAGCUGCGACGAGAACAUGAUCAAGUUUAUAUUCACACAGCACGGUAUCAAAGUAGUCAGCGACGUUGAAACUAUAGUUUGAAUAAGCACUCUAAACAAUAAUAACUAAAACAGUUGACAAUCAUUUCAUCGAUUUCUUCUAUAGUUUACCUCACAUUAAGUAUAAACAACGGGCUUUUAUUAGCACACAUAAUUAUGUGCAGUUAAAGAUCAUUGCAUUAAGUAUGAAUAACUUAAAUUAUUGUAGUAAUUGAAAUACCAGAUCAGACAUAUGCAUACUAAAUUAAGUACUUUUGCAGAUCAGUCGCCUGUAUCACGAAAAUCUGAUACUAAAAACUUGGUUCGGUUCCCAAAAACCAACAGAAAAUUUGUGGGGGUCGAUAAACCCGAAAGGGGUAGAAAGAAAUUUUAUGAUUUUGUGAUUACUAUGUUUAUUUAAGUACCGAAACAUUGAUGCAUGAACAAUUCCAAUUUU